UAAACCGCUUCUCGUUGUCAUCUGCUGUCUUUCAGUUAUUUGAAUUUCGAAGAAAAUAUAGACGACGACCCUUAGUACUUGCCUUCUUGGCUGUUGCUCCUUUUUGGGUUCUAGCUCAAGCUGAGGACUGAUCGGUGCAGAAUGGUUUUCAAGUUCCUGACCUUCGUUCCCAACAAUGAUCUUUAUAAUGUUAACCCAGGCUCGCCGGUGUGCCUCUCUGCUUUGUCUUCUGCCUCGUCAUCUCCUCGAGCCUGCAGCAAUUGCCUCGGCAGGAUCGGUUCCUCUGUGCAUCAGUCAAAUUCGCCUGCUGCUCCGCGAGUAGCGGAGACACGACAGACUCAGGAUCUUGCGAGAGUUGGAGUGAUGGAGGCAAGGAGUGGCCAGGAUUCAGGGGAGACGAGAUAUUCCGAAGGAACAUUUAUUGUGUCUGAGGACAAUCAGAAUUCUGAAAAAAUGGACUUCUUCUUUGACUAUGGAGAUGCAAAUCGAUAUAAAAUUCAAGAUGUCAUCGGGAAAGGGAGUCAUGGUGUUGUCUGCUCAGCAACUGACACUCAUACUGGUGAAAAAGUAGCAAUAAGGAAGAUACGCAAUAUAUUUGGGAGCAUAUCUGAUGCGGCUAGAGUUCUUCGUGAGAUUAAGCUGUUGAGGCUUCUACAGCAUCCUGACAUUGUUGAAACAAAGCACAUAUUGUUGCCACCAUCCGGAAGAGAUUUUAAGGAUAUUUAUGUUGUUUUUGAGCUGAUGGAGUCGGAUCUUCACCAAGCCAUUAAAGCAAAUGAUGACUUAACAAAGGAGCAUUACCAGUAUUUUCUUUACCAGCUACUUCGCGCUUUGAAGUAUAUUCAUACGGCAAAUGUCUUCCAUCGAGAUUUGAAACCAAAGAAUAUAUUGGCAAAUGCAGAUUGUAAGCUCAAAAUCUGUGAUUUUGGUUUAGCAAGGGUUGAGUUCAAUGAUACACCUUCCACCGUAUUCUGGACUGAUUACGUUGCCGCAAGUUGGUAUAGAGCUCCAGAACUGUGUGGAUUAUUUCCCUCCAAGUACACUUCUGCAAUUGACAUAUGGAGUAUAGCCUGCAUCUUUGCCGAAUUACUGACUGGGAAGCCACUGUUUCCUGGAAGAGAUGCUGUCCAUCAGCUGGAUCUAAUGACUGAUCUCCUCGGAACGCCUUCACAAGAUACUAUUAUAAGGGUCCAAAAUGAAAAGGCAAGAAGAUACUUAACUUGCAUGAGGAAAAAGCAGCCUAAGCCAUUUGAGCUGACAUUCCCAAAUGCAGACCCUUUAGCGCUGCGGCUAUUGGAAAGACUUCUUGCCUUUGAUCCAAAAGAUCGCCCUACUGCUGAAGAGGCAUUAGCCGAUCCAUAUUUCAAAGAACUAGCCAAAGUUGAAAGGGAACCUUCAUGCCAGCCCAUUGCAAAGAUGGAAUUCGAGUUUGAGAGACGAAGGGCUACCAAGGAGGAUAUACGGGAGCUAAUGUUCCGAGAAAUCCUGGAAUAUCACCCUCAACUGCUAAAGGGCUACUUGAAUGGAAACCGUCAGAUAUGAUAUAUUUCUCUUUAUUUACUUGAUUUGUCCAGAUGUGUACUUAAAGCAAGCUGGUUUAUGAGCUUUACAUGUCAUAUAAAGUGAAUAACUUGAUAUUACAGCAAACUACCAAGUUGAUAUGUCGAGAGUCGGGGUACCACCAAAAUCGGACAUCAUUCUUGCGAAUUUCUUCUCUCUUAUUUUUGAGACAUCUCUUACUCUAUUGGUUUGUGGACCUUAUAAUAUGUUAUGGCAUCUUAACUCGGUAUACCCCGUAGUUGACAUAUGGUGCAUAGGCUGCAUCUUUGCCGAUUUACUUGCUAGGAAGCCAUUGUUUCCAGGGAAAAAUGCUGUUCAUCAGCCAGACUUAAUAACGGAUCUGCUCGGAACACCAUCAUCAGAUAUUAUCUCGCAGAUUAAAAACGAGAAGGCAAGUAUAUACUUGACUGGUAUGAGGAAGAGGCAAACCGUUCCAUUCGCACAUAUAAUCCCCAAUGCGGACCCUAUAGCACCGCAGCUAUUGUAGUGGCUUCUCGCCUUUAAUCCAAAGGAUCGCCCGAGCUGUGACGAGGUUUGUGUCAAUGUAAGUACACUUCCAAACAAAUGUUUGCACUUGCGCUCGUCCACUGAGUUUGACAAUCAUGCAUAUAUAUCGACGGAGUGUGCUCUAGAGUUAAUAUGGCUGGACUUGCCGGCUUUUGAUAGUCUCGAUUUGAUCCAAUCCGAAUGUGAAUUUUUGUUUUA
Syzygium oleosum is the source of this 2265-nucleotide messenger RNA. Its product is annotated as mitogen-activated protein kinase 20-like. The transcript is spliced from 9 exons. Lineage: Eukaryota; Viridiplantae; Streptophyta; Magnoliopsida; Myrtales; Myrtaceae. Gene Ontology annotation, molecular function: MAP kinase activity; ATP binding. The record is from RefSeq and is a predicted model, not a curated record. Bases 142 to 1542 code for a protein of 466 amino acids. Gene Ontology annotation, cellular component: nucleus; cytoplasm. Gene Ontology annotation, biological process: protein phosphorylation; intracellular signal transduction.